GUUUUGUAACGAGGUUCGCAUUUGCUCGUAGAAAAUACUCAGUUACGCUGGAUGCAGUAAGAUAAAAUCAAUAAGGACGGUUUGCUGGAAACGUAAAACAAUGGCCACUCUACUGCCCAAACCGGUCGAUCCGGAGGAAGUGGCCAAGCAGAAUGAAAAGGCAAAGAAAGGCGGCGUGUUCUUCCCUGGUUCUGACUUGGACGAAGUAGCAAAGCAUUUCAUCGGGAACAAUCACCGGUACCGAGAGAACAUCAUUAUUCCGAAGAUGUACGGCGCGGUACAGAUUAAAACCAACGAGGAAAAACUCGUGGAAGCUGCCUUUGAGAGCUGUGCGUUCAAAUCGUUGAUGAGUUGUGUUCUGGGGUACGGUUUGGGUGCAGCUAUCGGACUGUUCAGCUCGUCCGUUAACCCGAGCAUUGCCGAUCCAAUGGCCGCCGACAGACAGCAAACAGCGAAAGAAAUCUUUCGUGAGAUGCGACAAGCAACGCAUUCGUAUGGUAAAAAUUUCGCUGUUAUCGGAGCGGUCUUUGCGGCCGUAGAGUGUGUCAUUGAAUCGAAACGAGGAGUAUCCGACUGGAAGAACGGAACUUAUGCUGGUGCAGUGACUGGAGGCUUGAUCGGUUUAAGAGCCGGCGUCAAAGCAGGAAUUGUUGGUGCAGCAGGUUUUGCCGCUUUCUCGACCGUUAUAGAUUACUAUAUGAGGCAUAGAUAAACAUUCAAAGUAAAUGUUUAAUGUACAAUAUAAAUAGUUGCUUCCUAGCGUGUUACUCAAUAAAAUAACCA
Anopheles coustani is the source of this 783-nucleotide messenger RNA. RefSeq names its product mitochondrial import inner membrane translocase subunit Tim22. Bases 101 to 712 code for a protein of 203 amino acids. Lineage: Eukaryota; Metazoa; Arthropoda; Insecta; Diptera; Culicidae. The record is from RefSeq and is a predicted model, not a curated record. Gene Ontology annotation, cellular component: TIM22 mitochondrial import inner membrane insertion complex. Gene Ontology annotation, molecular function: transmembrane protein transporter activity. Gene Ontology annotation, biological process: protein insertion into mitochondrial inner membrane. The transcript has 4 exons.